GGCCCUGACUGUUUUUUUGAAACAAGGCUCUUUGUGCCACAGGAAAUGGUGUAGCUCGGGAGCAGCAGGGCAGGCUGAGAGCAGAUUUCCUGUCAGGGCCAUUGCUAAGAAAGAGCAGGAACCGUUAUCUUUAGAAUAGAAGAGCAACAACUACUGACCCCCACCCCCUUAUGCCUUCCUCCUGAAUCCUGACACACCAGACUCCACCACUAAUUGGUCAACCAGCAAGUACCACUACCACCAACAACAACCUUCAAACAAGACUCUGGCUGCAGCAACAGCAAAAAAUUAAAUACCAUCCCUUUGGCUCACUUCCUCGGUUACUGCAUUUCCUGAGGCGCAAGCCUGUAGACCAGUGAGAUGGUGCAGGGAGGAGGAGAGUAAGAGAAAACCAAAGAGAAGUUAGUGAAAAAAAGAACAAGAAAAGUUAACUCAUUCUACUGCUGCUACCUCUUUCUGCAACUCAGAAGCUUGACGAACAGACACAAAUCAUUCUGGAAUGUUCCUUUUAUUUCAGCACCCCAUGCACUACUUUAAGACUUUAACAACUACUAGAAGUGACUGCCAAAGUCUGUGAGCUUACCAGCAAAGAGCAGCUAAAGAGGGAGAAGAUCAUUAUUUUGUGGGACACAACGGCAAUGCUGGGAUAUUUCAUGCAGGCUAGUGACAGCUUGAUGGCUCUGUGCUAUACCUGUCAGGAUGUAAAGUCAAAUUUAUCUCUGCAUCUGAUGUGGAUUUGCUGAUAUUUUUCUCAUCUUUCUGAAGACCAAUGGUCAAGUUUUUGACGUUGCAAAUUUUUUGAACAGAAGUUCGUCUGGAGUUUACAGGGAUCCCUCAUGAAGAACAAGGCAGCAAAGCAGAAAUCUAAAAGGAAAGGGAUUGUGAGUGCUUUUGGGUGCGACCUGACCGAAUACUUACAGAGCUCCGGACAAGAUGUUCCCCAGGUCCUUAAGUGCUGUGCCGAGUUCAUUGAGGAGCAUGGCAUUGUGGAUGGCAUUUACAGGCUCUCAGGGAUCACCUCCAACAUCCAAAGACUCAGGCAGGAGUUUGGCUCAGAUCCCUGCCCGGACCUGACGAGGGAAGUGUAUCUGCAGGAUAUUCACUGUGUGGGGUCGCUAUGCAAGCUCUACUUCAGGGAGCUGCCAAACCCCCUCCUGACCUACGAACUCUACAAGAAAUUCACGGAUGCCGUGUCUGUCAAAGAAGAACAAGAACAGCUGGCCAGGAUUCAAAAUGUCAUCAAAGAACUUCCUGAGACUCACUACCGGUGA
This is a messenger RNA of Polyodon spathula (Mississippi paddlefish), 1271 nucleotides long. Its product is annotated as rho GTPase-activating protein 31-like. Gene Ontology annotation, biological process: small GTPase-mediated signal transduction. The coding region runs from base 837 to 1271 and encodes 144 amino acids. The record is from RefSeq and is a predicted model, not a curated record. Gene Ontology annotation, molecular function: GTPase activator activity. NCBI's taxonomy places the organism in Eukaryota, Metazoa, Chordata, Actinopteri, Acipenseriformes, Polyodontidae. The transcript is spliced from 4 exons.